CCAAAUUAAAAUAAAGGCCAGAGUUGCAGACGAGAACUCAUCUGAAGAGUCAAGAACGUCCAGAACUGAAGUAGAGGAAAGAGAGGAAGGGAGAAAUCCCAAGAAAAAAAAAUGGAGGAGUUUUCAUCAAAGGAGACGACGCCCAAACAGAAAAUAUCAGUAGCAGCUAAUUAUUCUUCUUCUAAAGGAGUCCCCUGCAAUUUGCUUGAACGAGUCAUCACUGGUAUCCUCAACUGCCUGGGUUUCGACUCUAUCUCUGACCCUAAUUCCCUCAAACAAGGAGAACAUAUCGAGACUCAUACUUCCUUUGAUCCACUUCCAUCAACAAAAGGAGAUGGAGCAGUCAAAUACGAAGAAGCAACAGGUAGAAUCCCCAAACAGGUACCCAUAGACUCUGGAAGUAAUCCUCAGGUCAACAGUAAUAGAGAAGUCACUGUAUCAGCAAUAGGUAGAAGCCCCACACCGCCAAACGUAGACCCUGGAAAUGAUCCCCAGGUCAAUUCUAAGAGAGAUGAUGAUGUGUCAUCUACAGACUCAUAAUCUCUAUUUAAUUACUCUGAUCCUUUCAAGAUUAUAUACUUAUAUAUGUAAGUUAACUUUCCCAGACAUAAAAUUAGAUCCAACAUCCUUUGCAAUCUUGUCCAUCGUGGAUCUAUAUAGCCGACCAUAUUUAGUUGAAUAAGGUUUUGUUGUUGUUGUUGUUGUUGUAUUUGUUGUAUCCUUGUUAUCAUAUAUGUUUGUGUAUGUAAACUGAUGGCCAUGUAUCGAUUUCUAGAAUGGUAGUUUCUUUAGAAA
Macadamia integrifolia is the source of this 795-nucleotide messenger RNA. RefSeq lists its product as uncharacterized. The record is from RefSeq and is a predicted model, not a curated record. The transcript has 2 exons. NCBI's taxonomy places the organism in Eukaryota, Viridiplantae, Streptophyta, Magnoliopsida, Proteales, Proteaceae. Bases 112 to 540 code for a protein of 142 amino acids.